AUGACCGAGUAUGCACAGAAUGGAAUUAAAGCUGAGGACCUGGUCGCACGUGCAACGGAUCCAACGCUUGCAGGACCUGAAUGGGCACUAAAUCUUGCACUAUGUGAUUGUGCUAAUGCAAAUCAUACUGUUUGUGACGAUAUUGUGCGUUUCUUGCAGCGUCGUUUGCAAAGUGGCAAUGCCAAAGUGACAUUACUGGCUUUGAUUCUAACUGAGACUCUUGUGAAGAAUGGACCGCCUGCAAUCCAUCGACAAGUUGGAUCGACAAUGUUUUUGAAAGAGAUUGCAGCACUUUCGGAUGGAAGUUUGGGUGUCGAUGUGCAGAAUCAAGCGCUGCUACUGAUUCGUCAAUGGGCCGCUGCUUUUAAAACCAGUGAAUUUCAAACUUUCCAAGAUACUUACAGACAGCUCAAGAUACAGGGUAUUGAGUUUCCAGCAGUAGAAAACGAUGUGCCUAUCUUCACACCUCCAUCAUCCACAUCGUCAGUUUCUGCUGCUAGUGGACGGGACGAGGGCGACGCCACUGCUGCUGCUGCUGCUAGUGGACGAGACGAGAGCUAUGUAGCUGCUGCACCUGGGAGUCGUACAAGAGAGCAGCAAUUGAAAAAGCUACAAGCUGAUUUGAAGUUGGUACAGCAGAAGAUUGAGUUGAUGAGGCAUUUGUACACUUGUGGAGAGACUGGCGAGCAGCUGGAAGAUGUCCUGGAUUUCUUGCGGCAAUGUCAGCCGAGAAUGAACACGUUGAUUGAAGGGGGAGUGAUGGGCAAGAUUGACGAACAUACACUGGAACAGUGUCUUAACGUGAAUGACAAUUUGAUGAAGACUUUGGAGGAGUACAGCAAGACCAAGACGAAGGACAUGAUGAUCUUUGAUUCGCCACCACGUGCUAGUCACAAGACGGAUCUAUCGCAGGAGUUGGAUGAGCUUCAUUUGGAGGAAAGAGACAUGGCAUCGAGCUCAGCAGCUGCAGCUCCGCAAUCAGUACCUCCUGCACAUUCUACUUCUACCAAUAUUGACGAAGGUAUAGUGUAG
Messenger RNA from Peronospora belbahrii, 1032 nucleotides. NCBI's taxonomy places the organism in Eukaryota, Oomycota, Peronosporomycetes, Peronosporales, Peronosporaceae. The record is from the annotation of a GenBank genome assembly.